AUGGACGCCGGCGCGCCCACCCCCGGGGGCGGGCCUCAGAGCACCGCGGACCUCACCACCUUCGUCCAAAACCUCCUCACGCAGAUGCAGUCCAGGUUCCAGCAGAUGUCGGACAGCAUCAUCACGCGGAUCGACGAGAUGGGCGACCGCGUCGACGACCUGGAGAGGUCCGUGGGCGAGCUCAUCGCGCAGGCGGAUGACGAGGGAGCGACGAACGCCGCGACAAACGCGGAGGGAGGCGACGCCGUCGCGGCGAAGCGGUGA
Molecule: messenger RNA, 264 nt
Organism: Micromonas pusilla CCMP1545
Lineage: Eukaryota; Viridiplantae; Chlorophyta; Mamiellophyceae; Mamiellales; Mamiellaceae
Exons: 2
Coding region: 1-264 (87 amino acids)
Biological process (GO): cellular heat acclimation
Cellular component (GO): cytosol; nucleus
Molecular function (GO): transcription corepressor activity
Source: RefSeq, a predicted model, not a curated record